Messenger RNA from Aspergillus welwitschiae, 1227 nucleotides. RefSeq lists its product as uncharacterized. The record is from RefSeq and is a predicted model, not a curated record. Lineage: Eukaryota; Fungi; Ascomycota; Eurotiomycetes; Eurotiales; Aspergillaceae. The transcript has 2 exons. The coding region runs from base 1 to 1227 and encodes 408 amino acids.
AUGUCCGGGUGGGCAUCCGGCUCCUCACGACAUGAGGGCUCCAAGCCAAGGAAGCGCAAUAAGAAUGUUCCUCCCCUCGGGCUCUCGCGCAUCACGCCUGAUAUGAGGAAGAGAAUGGAAGAAGAAUGGAUCUUAUUGAAAGGGAAGUUGUUCGGUUCUUUUGAAGACACGUGGGAGCAUCCUGAUGAUCCAAAAGAGGAGGACUCAUAUAAUGAUGACCCAUAUCCCGAUGAAUCGUCUGAGGAAGGCGCGCACGAUGAAGAAUGGUCUGAUAAUGAACGGUCUGAAGAGGGACUACUCGACAAUGACUCAUUUGACGAUGAGCCGUCCAAUGAUAGUUCACCCCAAGAUCAGGGGUUCUGGCAAUAUAUUUGUAACGUGUGUUCGCAAGUCUGGGAUGAUAUCAAAACUGGAUUCCGAAAGGUAUUUGAUGCAAUCAAAUCCACGCUCUCUUGGUUAUGGGAUAUUCUAGGUGGUGUUGGAAGCUGGAUCAAGGAGCAUCUGGACAAUUUUAUUUCCAGGAUCACGCAGAUAUUCAUGAAGCUAAAGAGCAGCAUUCACAACUCCCCGCUCCCCUCUAUCGAAGAUGAAAGAUACAACGAGAUCGAAGGUGUCAACUACACCGCAGGCUAUGUAAAUCAGCUCAGCUCAGAUGAUGAACUCCUCGCCGGAGCCUGGGGCAUGAAGGACACCACAGAGAUAUGGGACCUGUGCUACCGGAGCGGCCCACGAAUGACGAAAAUACUCGAGGACUUUGUCGGUUGCAUGAAGCCUUCAAAGAGGGCCCAAGAUGACGCAAGGGACAUUCUGACUAUUGACAUGCAGCUAUUUGGUUGGUCCCAAGACAUGUCUUAUAUAUCGAUUUUUGAUGACACCGAACCUCCCAAAGUGGACUGGGAUAAGGUCACGAUGAGCAAUGUUAUCGGGAUCACUGCGAUCUGGACUUUACAUGAAAUGGCCAGGAUCAAACCAGCAAUGUUCCGUCACACCUACCAAUACAUCCCUGGAGAGAGAAAUCCUUUCAAAUUGGAUCCCUAUGAUCUUCUCCAUGGAAUUAUGCUUUUGCGCUGGGUGCUUCGCACCUGGAACUUUGAUCGCGAUCAACAGCCAGAUAGGCCUCGGCCAUUGAGGGCUAAGGAGAGACGCUUUUGGAGACCAAAAGCGCGGGCUAUAUCGUUCGCACCAUUGGCUGAGCCAGAGGAUAGUGAAAUGAUGGAUGUUGAUUGA